Urocitellus parryii (Arctic ground squirrel) is the source of this 6474-nucleotide messenger RNA. RefSeq names its product NEDD4 E3 ubiquitin protein ligase (gene Nedd4). The record is from RefSeq and is a predicted model, not a curated record. Lineage: Eukaryota; Metazoa; Chordata; Mammalia; Rodentia; Sciuridae. Gene Ontology annotation, cellular component: cytoplasm; dendritic spine. Gene Ontology annotation, molecular function: protein binding; sodium channel inhibitor activity; ubiquitin protein ligase activity. Gene Ontology annotation, biological process: receptor catabolic process; regulation of dendrite morphogenesis; ubiquitin-dependent protein catabolic process.
GUUAAAUGUUCAUUUAGUAGAGCUGGGGUGAAAAAAUACUGUUUUAACUUGAAAUGCUAGAAGAUUGUUGUUCUUGUGUUACUCAUUCAUGCAAAUUGGAGAAGGUAUAAUUGAAACAAGGUUGGCUGUGUUUGAGUCAGUGUGCUGCAGCUGAGCUCAGCUUAAAGGUCGCUGGAAAUCAAGUGCUUUGUAAGUGAAGGCAUUUUGACUACAAGCGAUUCAAGACAUUUUAGAAACGUCAGUCUCAGGAAUAGGUCGUCUUUUUCUUUCUAUGAUAUCUGGUAUCUAGUGUUUUACUUAGGAUAAAGACUCUUACUUAAUAGCUCUUUUAGGCACCACAAAUGAUUUUUUCUUUCGAUGCAGUGCAGCUGCUUCUAGCCUGUCUACGGACAGAGAUCUUUGUUUUGACUUUCAGCCCUUAACAUGUUUGGAAAUGAGAACAAAUGGCACAAAGCUUACGAUUGCACUUUGCAGCCAGAAGAAGCAAUACUUACCCUUUGUCAGAAACCUCCGGAGAUGAUUUGGAUAGCCAUGUUCACAUGUGCUUCAAAAAACCAACACGGAUUUCAACUUCUAAUGUUGUUCAAAUGAAGCUGACGCCCAGACAGACUGCACUAUCGCCGUUAAUAAAGGAAAACGUGAAGCCUCAGGAAAGAGCAUCUGUUCCUUCAUCUGAAAAUGUUAAUAAAAAGAGCAGCUGUCUUCAGAUUUCACUACAGCCAAUAAGGUACGGUGGAUGUCUUCAGCCUAGCAAUGUCUUAGCUGAUGGUGACGAUGCUUCACUUACUUAUGUCUUGAAGGAUGGCAUUUAUAGCAGUGCUGUGGUUGAUAAUGAACUGAAUGCUGUGAACGAUGGUAACCUUUUAUGCAGUUCUGCCAUUUGUAGCGAUAGCCUCAGUAACUUUUCAACCAGUGAUAAUGGAUCUUACAGCAGCAACGGUAGUGAUUAUGGGUCCUGUGCAAGUAUCACAAGUGGAGGUUCAUACACCAACAGUAUCAUCAGUGACAGUAGUGGUUAUACUUUUCCAUCGAGUGAUGAUACUUUUUUUGGUGGAAAUUUACCUUCUGACUGCACCUCCAACAGAAGUGUGCCAAACAGGAAUGCAACUCCCUGUGAAAUUUUUUCAAGAAGUCCAAGUACAGUUCCCUUUGUCCAGGAUGACUUGGAGCAUGGAAUAGAGAUUAUGAAAUUGCCAGUGAACAGGAAUGCAAAAAUUCCACUGAAACGUUGCUCAUCCUUAGUCAUUUUUCCUAGGAGUCCUUCAAAUACCCCACCAACUUCUCCAACAAGUGCAGGUAUUCUUCUAAGCAAAGGACCUUAUCAAACCUCACAUCAGUUUAUUGUUUCUCCUAAUGAAAUUUCACAUAAUGAAGAUGGUACUAGUGGUAAAGGAUUCCUUUCCACAGCUGUCAAUGGACUUCGAUUAUCUAAAACAGUUUGUACUCCUGGAGAAGUAAGAGACAUAYGGCCACUUCACAGAAAGGGCUCGCCACAAAAGAAAAUUGUUAUUUCGAAUAAUAGUCCAAAACAGACUAUCUGUGAAAAGUCAUCUGAAGGGUACUCUUGUGUUUCAGUGCAUUUCACUCAACAAAAAGCAACCACAUUAGAUUGUGAAACCGCAAAUGGCGAUUGUAAACCAGAGAUGUCAGAAAUUAAACUUAAUUCUGAUCCAGAGUGUACCAAGUUCAUGCCCAGGAUGGCUGCCUGUUUACCAGCCACCCAAAACAUGGAUUAUCAAAUAAAUAUUGAUGGAGAGUUGGAAAGACCAAAUUCACAGAUAAACAAAAACCAUGCUGUUUUACAAAGAAGUGUUUCACUGGGAGGAACUUAUCCAAAUAUUUCCUGUUUAUCCAGCCUUAAGCACAAUUGUUCCAAGGGGGGACCAUCUCAGUUACUCAUAAAGUUUGCAUCUGGAAAUGAAGGUAAAGGUAACAGUUUAUCAAGAUACAGCACCAGAGAUUUCACAAAUGAACUAUCUAAUUCUUGUAAGACAAGAGAUGAUUUCCUAGGUCAAGUGGAUGUUCCUCUUUAUCCAUUGCCGACAGAAAAUCCAAGAAUGGAGAGACCAUACACGUUUAAGGACUUUGUUCUUCACCCAAGAAGUCCCAAGUCAAGAGUUAAAGGUUAUCUGAGAUUAAAAAUGACUUAUCUACCUAAAACCAGUGGCUCAGAAGAAGAUAAUGCAGAACAGGCUGAGGAAUUAGAGCCUGGCUGGGUUGUUUUGGACCAACCAGAUGCUGCUUGCCACUUGCAGCAGCAACAAGAACCUUCUCCUCUACCUCCAGGAUGGGAAGAGAGGCAGGAUGUCCUUGGAAGGACCUACUAUGUAAACCAUGAAUCUAGAAGAACACAGUGGAAAAGACCAACCCCUCAGGAUGACCUCACAGAUGCUGAGAAUGGUAACAUUCAACUGCAAGCACAGCGUGCCUUUACCACCAGGAGGCAGAUCUCCGAAGAAACGGAGAGUGCUGACAACCGGGAUUCUUCCGAGAACUGGGAAAUUAUAAGAGAAGACGAAGCUGCCACAUACAGCAGUCAGGCCUUCCCAGCACCUCCAUUAGCAAGCAACGUGGAUGUUCAGACUCACCUUGCAGAAGGAUUGAACACCAGACUCACURUUUGUGCAAAUUCAGCCACCAGCCCAACAGCGUCCUGCUCAAAUCAUUCCAGCAGAAGAGGCAGCUUACAAGCCUAUACUUUUGAGGAACAGCCUACACUUCCUGUGCUCUUGCCUACUUCAUCUGGAUUACCACCAGGUUGGGAGGAAAAGCAGGAUGAAAGAGGAAGAUCGUAUUACGUGGAUCAUAAUUCCAGAACCACCACCUGGACGAAGCCCUCGACACAGGCCACAAUGGAGACCAGUCAGCUGCCAUCAAGCCAGAGUCCUUCUGCAGGCCCUCAAGCACAGCUCUCCUUGAGUGAUUCAGCACAACAAACGACCCAGCCAUCUGAAAUUGAGCAGGGUUUCCUCCCUAAAGGCUGGGAGGUCCGGCAUGCACCAAAUGGGAGGCCUUUCUUUAUUGACCACAACACCAAAACCACCACUUGGGAAGAUCCAAGAUUGAAAAUUCCAGCUCAUCUGAGAGGAAAGACAUCACUUGACUCUUCCAGUGAUCUAGGGCCUUUACCUCCAGGAUGGGAAGAGAGAACUCACACAGAUGGAAGAAUCUUCUACAUAAAUCAUAAUAUAAAAAGAACACAAUGGGAAGAUCCACGGUUGCAGAAUGUAGCAAUAACUGGACCAGCAGUGCCCUACUCCAGGGAUUACAAAAGAAAGUACGAGUUCUUCCGAAGAAAGUUGAAGAAGCAGAAUGACAUUCCAAACAAAUUUGAAAUGAAACUUCGCCGUGCAACUGUUCUCGAGGACUCCUACCGGAGAAUUAUGGGUGUCAAGAGAGCUGACUUCCUCAAGGCUCGACUCUGGAUUGAGUUUGAUGGUGAAAAGGGUUUAGAUUAUGGAGGAGUUGCCAGAGAAUGGUUCUUCCUGAUCUCAAAGGAAAUGUUUAACCCUUAUUAUGGGUUGUUUGAAUAUUCUGCUACGGAUAAUUAUACUCUUCAGAUAAAUCCAAACUCUGGAUUAUGUAAUGAAGAUCACCUCUCUUACUUCAAGUUUAUUGGCCGGGUAGCUGGGAUGGCAGUUUAUCAUGGCAAGCUGUUGGAUGGUUUUUUCAUCCGCCCGUUUUACAAGAUGAUGCUACACAAACCAAUAACACUUCAUGACAUGGAAUCAGUGGACAGUGAAUAUUACAACUCACUAAGAUGGAUUCUUGAAAAUGAUCCAACAGAAUUGGACCUCAGGUUUAUCAUAGAUGAAGAACUUUUUGGACAGACACAUCAACACGAGUUGAAAAAUGGUGGAUCAGAAAUUGUUGUCACCAAUAAGAACAAAAAGGAGUACAUUUAUCUUGUAAUUCAGUGGCGAUUCGUCAACCGAAUCCAGAAGCAAAUGGCUGCUUUUAAAGAGGGAUUCUUUGAACUAAUACCACAGGAUCUCAUCAAAAUUUUUGAUGAAAAUGAACUGGAGCUUCUUAUGUGUGGAUUGGGAGAUGUGGAUGUGAACGACUGGAAAGAACAUACAAAGUAUAAAAAUGGCUACAAUGUAAAUCAUCAAGUCAUACAGUGGUUUUGGAAGGCUGUUUUAAUGAUGGAUUCAGAAAAAAGAAUAAGAUUACUUCAGUUUGUCACUGGCACAUCCCGUGUGCCUAUGAAUGGUUUUGCUGAACUAUAUGGCUCAAAUGGACCACAGUCAUUUACAGUUGAACAGUGGGGUACCCCUGAAAAGCUGCCAAGAGCUCAUACCUGCUUUAAUCGCUUGGACUUGCCACCCUAUGAAUCAUUUGAAGAAUUAUGGGAUAAACUUCAGAUGGCGAUUGAAAACGCUCAGGGUUUUGAUGGAGUUGAUUAGAUUACAAAUAACAGUCUCUGGUGUUUUUACUGCCACGGUUUUAUAAGCAGAUUCACAACUUCAGGUUUUCCAGGGAACUGCUAAAACUUGGCCACUGAUUCUUCCCAGAUAUUGGAGAAAAUCAUUUAAAACACUAGAAGAAAUAGUAUGACGGUUUUACUGUUAUUUCAAUCACUUUUAAGUAAUGUUUUGCAUUAAUACAGUUAUCUCAUUCUAUCUUUGGAGUUCACACUACAGGAUAUAAGUCCUGUGUGCCUGAAAUAGUGAGUUUUAUCCUUAACAUUUACCUCUUUUGCAGUAUUUGCCAGGCAGUUCUUUCUUAAACUACUGAAAUUAUAACUGUGAAAUAUCUGUGAUAAGUGUCAUGUGUGAAAAGUUUGAUGCUUUUUGAGAAGGAAAACUGAAAUUUUGGGGGAAAUACUUUCAUAUGGAUUAAACUACAAUAUAUUUAGUGCUACUUACACUAUUUAUUAUCUUAGACUUGCCUAAUGCACCUUACUGCCCAGAUUUUUGGAAAAAAAACUUGUAAAAUGUGUUACCUAAUUUUUUAAUCAUUUGACUCAUUUGCAAAAAAAAUCAUUUACUUCUUCACAUCAAAAGCAUUUGGCUUUUGUUAAUUGACAUCCUUAUACUAAACAAGGUGGUUCAUAAGACAUGUGAAGUAAAUUCCUCUGUGCAAUAGGUGAAAAGUACUAAGCCUUCCUCUGGCCUGUAUAGCCUUUUGGUUCCUUAGUGUAGUUACCACUUUUUCAAGUUUUUAGUGUAGUUAGAAGAACCCCUUCAUGCAACAUUAAAGCUCCACAAAGCAGUAUUUCUAAAUAUGCCUUGAAGAUCUGAGUUAAAUGUGUAAUACUUGCCUUUACUAGUCUCUCUUUAUACUUGCACAAUUAUGUAGUAAAUACAUGUUUACAGGGUUUAUUAUGUUUACAGGUUAAGCUAACUUCUGCAGUUGCAUUUUUAUAUUUUAGUAUCGUUUUAGUAUAUAAAAAAAACAAAUAAUUUGUUAAAAAUAACCAAAGAAUAGUUAAAUGCAUAAUUUGUACUAAAUUUGUUAUCACAUUUCUUAUAUUUUCUAAAAUACUGUUUACUAUGAAAAUGAUGUUUUAUUAUAAAUUCAGUCUUUCAGGCAAAACGCUACAGAUAGAAUCCUACUUUAACCAAAUUGAAGCACAGAAAGAACACGUGCAUGUAUUCAGCACUGACUGAAUGCCUGCCAUGUGUACAGCCCUGGGGUAAGCUUGUCAGUGACAGUGACAUCAGCUCAGUCUUCAUCCUCAAGGAACUGACAAGUGUGUAAAUGAGUUUGUAAACAAUCCAAAGCAGGAGUGGGCAGAAUAAGGCAUCUAGGUUCUAGUGCACCUGCAAAGAUUAAAGUGUGCCAAGACUAUAUUUAUAUGUUUCAUACAUUUAUUGGAAUGACUAUAUAGAAAAUGCUCUUAUAAAAAAAUUAAAUCUGUUUAUCAAUGUGAUAUCUUGGUGAUAUAGGAAUAAUUGUAAAUAUAUGUUUAAACAUUCUUAUAUACAUACAAAUGCUCUGUGAGACUUGUAAAAAGUAUUUCUGGCCAUUGGUAUAAGUUUGUUGGGGUAUUACAUGAGUACCCACCAGCACCUGGUAGAUAUUUCUAAUGACAGUAGCAAAACCACUUUUCAGACACCACAUUAUCAGUUGGGUUUACAGAAAAUAAUCCACAGAUGAGUGCAUCCUUCACCAUUGUCAGCAAGCAUUUAAGCAUGACCACCAGCUAUAGUCUUAGUUAUAUCAUUUACCAACUGUGUGAACUGAAACAAGUUAACCUCUCUGGGCUCCUGUUUCUUCACCUGUUAAGUGAGAAUAUUCGUACCCACCCUUGCUAACAUGCAAGAUUGUUAUAAGCUCCUGAGAGAGAAAAAAUUAGAAAGUGAUUUAGUAACAUAUUAUAAUCAGAGGAUGUUUUGUUGCUAGCCAUCAAAUUUUGUCAAAUCAGGUGUCCCAACUGACUAUGCUCCAAAAGAAGAAUUUCUUCAUUUAAAAAUGUAGGGCUGGGGUUGUGGUUCAGUCGUAGAGCACUUGCCUAGCAUGUGUGAGGCA